Anneissia japonica is the source of this 1131-nucleotide messenger RNA. RefSeq lists its product as uncharacterized. The transcript has a single exon. The record is from RefSeq and is a predicted model, not a curated record. Lineage: Eukaryota; Metazoa; Echinodermata; Crinoidea; Comatulida; Comatulidae. The annotation marks the transcript as partial.
AUGAUCGGGCCUACAAACGACUACGUCAAUCCUCAACCAUACAAGCCCGCCAGUCUCACCCGCCAAUGGACGCCUACCGUGAGUAAGAACCCAUUUAUCGAGUCAUUCGUGAACACGGCUAAAAGCCAUCUCAACGCCUUCAUCAAUAAAAACACGGGAGAGACAACCAAAGACAACUUGACUAAAACUGAACGAAUAGCAAUUAAGGAACUCAACAAAAAUCAAAACAUCACCAUCAAGAAAGCAGAUAAAGGCGGCGCAACCACUAUAAUGAACACUUCCGACUACGUAGCAGAAGCAGAAACUCAACUUACGAACAAUGAAUUUUAUAAGCUACUUGAUGCUGAUCCCACUGUACGUUAUUGUAAUGAACUGACUUCUCUUUGUACUGAGUUAUCUGCUAACACUAGUGAUUUAAUUAAGGACCUUAUUCCCCUCAACCCCCGCCCUGGCACUUUCUACACCAUCCCGAAACUCCACAAACUCCCCAAGCUUCUAUCUGAUAAACUUAAUUCACUUUCCCACAAUGCUAGUGUUAGUAUUCCAUCCGAACAGAUUAAACUGUUCAACCUAGUCAGGACACACAAAAUUACCCCUCCCGGUAGACCUAUUGUAUCGGCUAUUGGUACACUCACCGAACAUUUAUCUGGAUACAUUGACUCACUUUUACAGCCUCUCAUACCUUCAAUUCCUAGCUUUGUCAAGGACACUACACACUUUCUGAACAUUCUCGGAAAUACCCCCAUCCUUCCUAACAAUUCAUUGUUGGUCACUUUGGACGUAUCCUCUUUGAAUAGCAUUAUCCCCCAUGAUGAAGGCCUCCAAGCCCUUGCUACAUUUUUACCACAGCACUCGUUUUCACAUGAACACACUAAUGACAUAAUCUCCAUAACUAACUUUAUCCUGGCGCACAAUAAUUUCACUUUCAAUAAUAAACACUACCUCCAAAUUAAGGGCACUGCAAUGGGAACCAAAAUGGCUCCGAAUUAUGCCAAUAUUUUUAUGUCCAUUCUUGAAUCCAAACUCAUUGCUUCAUUCCCUCUUAAACCUCUGUUCUACCGACGUUACAUUGACGACAUUUUCAUAAUUUGGCCACACGGCGAAUACAACCUUAAGACAUUUAUGGAUCAU